AUGACAGUUAAAAGUGAAGAAUUACAUUUAGUUAAGAAAGAAACAAAUGGAAACAAUGAUUUAACUAAAUCUAACAUUGAAGAUUUUAAAUUAGAAAAUUCAGAAUUAUAUUCUUUUAAAGAAGAUAAGGAAGAUAAUUUAAUUAACGAUAACAGUGAAGUGCCUCAUAGAGUGUUAAAAAGAAAGAAAAAAACUGAAAAAAAUUUAGAAGUUAAGGUCAAAAAAAAUUCAAAAGAAAAAAAAAUCUCAAAUUCGGAUGAGCCUUGCGAUAAGAAAAAGAAAACAAAAUAUGAAAAAGAUGUAAAGUGCCCGAUUUGCAAAAAAACAUUCGCUUAUUUAUGUAUAUUAAAAGAUCACAUGGUCCAACAUACAGGUGCCAAACCUUAUUUGUGUUCUGCUUGUGGCAAAUCAUUUGGUCACACUGCAUCAUUAACAAAUCACAUGAAGACUCAUUAUUCUGACAAACCGCAUAAAUGUGACAGAUGCGAAUUGAGUUUUCACAGGCGAGCACACCUUGUAUUACACAUAAGAACGCACACGGGUGAAAAACCCUACGUCUGCGAUGUUUGCGGACGAGAUUUCGCACAAAGUACCUACCUCAAAGAACAUAAAAGAGUUCAUUCUGGUGAAAAACCCUUUGUGUGCGAUAUAUGCGGUCACGGAUUCGCCAGAAAAUCUUGCCUUGUUAUGCACAGGAGAGUUCACACGGGUGAACUACCCUACGCGUGUCCCGAAUGCGGACGAGCUUUCAGUCAAAGAUCGCAACAAAACGAUUUAGUAGUAGUACAAAGAGAUAAUACAAUACAACAAUAUCACGUGACAUCUCCUCCUCCUAACAAUUCCUCCAUGUUGGUUUAUCAUCAAGACAAUGUUUCAAUGUUAUAUCCGACAAUGGUCAUGCCUUUACCUCUAAUAUAA
Messenger RNA from Pediculus humanus corporis (human body louse), 918 nucleotides. RefSeq lists its product as uncharacterized. The record is from RefSeq and is a predicted model, not a curated record. The transcript has 2 exons. Gene Ontology annotation, cellular component: nucleus. The coding region runs from base 1 to 918 and encodes 305 amino acids. Gene Ontology annotation, molecular function: DNA-binding transcription factor activity, RNA polymerase II-specific; RNA polymerase II cis-regulatory region sequence-specific DNA binding. Lineage: Eukaryota; Metazoa; Arthropoda; Insecta; Psocodea; Pediculidae. Gene Ontology annotation, biological process: regulation of transcription by RNA polymerase II.